Papaver somniferum (opium poppy) is the source of this 1120-nucleotide messenger RNA. RefSeq lists its product as uncharacterized. The transcript is spliced from 3 exons. The record is from RefSeq and is a predicted model, not a curated record. Lineage: Eukaryota; Viridiplantae; Streptophyta; Magnoliopsida; Ranunculales; Papaveraceae. Gene Ontology annotation, molecular function: fatty acyl-CoA hydrolase activity. The coding region runs from base 553 to 1035 and encodes 160 amino acids.
CCAAUGUGUAAUAGCAUUAACUUCUCUGAGUGGAGUGGGAAUGUUUGAUAUCACUUAAGAUAUCAUGGAUCUCGAUCUUGCACUGCAAGUGAAAACCUGUAUUCGUCGUUGAAAGUAGAAGGAAGAUUAGGAUCUCCAAAAUCAGCAGGACAAAUAAGCAGCAUGCUAGUGCGAAUAAAAUUGAUGCAAAGGAUUUUAGAGCAAUGUAUGUCAUUCGCAUUAGCAUAAUGAUUACAUCACAUUUCUUCUAAUAUUUACAGAGAUCUUUGUCCUUCUUGAGAACCAUGCCUAAGCUUGGAUUGCUUCGCGCUGCAUCAUCACAGCAUCCGAAAACAAAAUCUUAAAGCAAACCGAGAGACAGAUUGACGAUGCAAGAAAUGGGAGAACUGAGUCAAGAACCGAUUCGCAGAGAAGCGAGAGCGACUGUUUUUCUGCUGACCGUUUUUCUGUUCUGUAGUUUAUUUAAGUCAAUUAUUUGGUAGAUGAGUCUGUUUUCCACUUUCCACAUCGGGGCUGAAGAAAGAGAAAGGAGAGAAAUUUACACAAGGAAUAAUGACGAGAAAUGAUGAUGAUGAUGAAGUUAAUACAAUACCGAUCCAGAUUGCCAAGGAGUGGUUAGAAAGCACCGCUCGUGGUCAAACUGGUCGUGAGAUCGAUCGUCAAGCUCUUCAAAAUCUCUACUCUCUUCAUGUCCAGAAAGGCUUGAUCCAGUGCAAUUUCGUAGUACCCAAAAGCUUAUCUGAUAGAGAUGGGAAUUGGCGUGUAGGAGCAAUUGCAAGCCUCAUUGACUUGAUCGGUGCUUCUGUUGUGCAUACUAUACAUGGAAAUAUCCAUGUUUCUGUUGAUUUCAAUAUUUCAUUUUUUUCUACUAUUAAGGUUCAGGAAGAAGUAGAGAUUGAAGCUAAAGUAUUAGGAGAUAAAGGAAGUUUAUUUUCAUUCACGGUGGUGAUUAGAAAGAAAGAAAAUGGUGAUUUGGUUGCUGUUGGGAAACAAUGGAUGUCUCUAUAUGAUCUCAAUCAUAGAAGUAAAUUGUAAUUGGAAAUUUGGAACUCUUAAUAAACCGAUUUCCAUUGAUGUAAUUGCUCGCGUUAAAUCACUUCUUAAUACUCUUUUAUUUGUA